AUGUUCAGAUCCGUAGCAUCCAGCUUCCGUGUCGGAGCCAGAGUGUUGGCCAAGACGCGUCCUAGUCUCACCAGAGCCUAUGCCGUGUUUGACCGUUCCAAGCCUCACGUCAACAUCGGUACCAUUGGCCAUGUUGACCACGGUAAAACCACCUUGACUGCCGCUAUCACCAAGGUGUUGGCCGACAAGGGUGGUGCCAACUUCUUGGACUACGGUGCCAUUGACAAGGCUCCAGAAGAAAGAGCAAGAGGUAUCACCAUCUCCACCGCCCACGUGGAGUACGAGACUGAGAAGAGACACUACGCCCACGUCGACUGUCCAGGUCACGCUGAUUACAUCAAGAACAUGAUUACUGGUGCCGCCCAGAUGGACGGUGCCAUCAUUGUUGUCGCCGCCACUGACGGUCAAAUGCCUCAGACCAGAGAGCACUUGUUGUUGGCCAGACAGGUUGGUGUCCAGCAGUUGGUUGUUUUUGUUAACAAGGUCGACACCAUCGACGACCCAGAGAUGUUAGAGUUGGUCGAGAUGGAGAUGAGAGAGUUGUUGACUCAGUACGGUUUCGACGGUGAUGAAACUCCUGUUGUUAUGGGUUCCGCUUUGUGUGCUUUGGAGGGUAAGCAGCCAGAGAUUGGUGAGCAGGCCAUCAUGAAGUUAUUGGACGCCGUUGACGAGUACAUUCCAACCCCACAGCGUGACUUGGAGCAGCCAUUCUUGAUGCCUGUUGAGGAUGUGUUCUCUAUCUCCGGUAGAGGUACCGUUGUCACUGGUAGAGUCGAGAGAGGUUCCUUGAAGAAGGGUGAGGAGAUUGAGAUUGUUGGUGCUUUCGACAAGCCUUUCAAGACCACCGUUACCGGUAUUGAGAUGUUCAAGAAGGAGUUGGACGCUGCCAUGGCUGGUGACAACGCUGGUAUCUUGUUGAGAGGUGUCAAGAGAGAUGAGGUUUCCCGUGGUAUGGUCAUGGCCAAGCCAGGUACCGUCACCUCGCACAAGAAGGUUUUGGCUUCUUUGUAUAUCUUGUCCAAUGAAGAGGGUGGACGUCACUCUCCAUUUGGUGAGAACUACAAGCCUCAGUUGUUCUUGAGAACCACCGAUGUUACUGGUACUUUGAGAUUCCCAGAGGGCCCAGAUGUGGACCACUCUGCCAUGGUUUCUCCAGGUGACAACAUCGAGAUGGAGAUUGAGUUGGUUAGAAAGACUCCUUUGGAAGUCAACCAGCGUUUCAACAUCAGAGAGGGUGGUAAGACCGUUGGAACUGGUUUGGUGACCAGAAUCAUCGAGUAA
This is a messenger RNA of Sungouiella intermedia, 1281 nucleotides long. NCBI's taxonomy places the organism in Eukaryota, Fungi, Ascomycota, Pichiomycetes, Serinales, Metschnikowiaceae. The record is from the annotation of a GenBank genome assembly.